This is a messenger RNA of Nyctereutes procyonoides (raccoon dog), 3379 nucleotides long. It is a transcript of the gene AMIGO3, whose product is annotated as adhesion molecule with Ig like domain 3. The record is from RefSeq and is a predicted model, not a curated record. Gene Ontology annotation, molecular function: protein binding. Lineage: Eukaryota; Metazoa; Chordata; Mammalia; Carnivora; Canidae. The transcript has a single exon. Bases 595 to 2121 code for a protein of 508 amino acids. Gene Ontology annotation, biological process: brain development.
GGGGGCAAGGGUAGUCAGAAAGCAGUACCUGUUGGAGGGCUGGGGGGGUGGUGGGACAACCCAGUCCACCUCCCUAUUUUUCACGUGUCCCUCAUUCUAGAUUCCAGUAAGAACCCAUACAUCCUGGGUGCCAAUUUAGGGGGGUGACCAGCAGAUAGUGAAAGUCCACCUACACCCUAAUUACCCUAAUAAACACCCAAAGACGACAAAUAAAGAACAUCACUAGCAGCUUAAAGAAUGCCUCCCAGGUUUCCCCUCCUGUUCCAGGGGACGUGGGCACUGGGCGACGGACUCGCGCCCCCCCUGGCGGUCACGCACGAACCUUGGUUGUUGGGGGAGCCGCCCUGCCCCCCUCCAACAGGAGCCAAUGAGAGGCUGAGGCCCCGCCCUCCCCGAGAGAGUAUUUAGAAGCUGACCAGGGAAGCACCCGGUGAGCUGGGGAAUCCAGAGGAGAGAGUGCUGAGUACGGCACGGCCCCGGGAGCCGGGGAGCCGGGGAGCCGGGGCUGUCGGCGUGCAGGGUGGAGCACGCAGCCAGCAGAAGUGGGUGAGUCCCGGAGCUGCGCCGUCCCACCCACCUCUGGCAGUCACCACCAUGGCCUGGCUGGUGCUGCUGGGCACCCUACUGUGCAUGUCGCGCGUCGGGGUGGGCAGCCUAGGCACAGAGGGCUUCCUGCCCUCCAUGCCCCAUAACUGCCCCUACAAAUGUGUGUGCGCCGCCGACCUACUGAGCUGUGCGGGCCUGGGGCUGCAGGACGUGCCGGCUGCACUGCCGGCUGCCGCCGCAGACCUUGACCUGAGCCACAACGCACUCCAGCGCCUGCGCCCCGGCUGGCUGGCGCCCCUCUCCCGGCUGCGCGCCCUGCGCCUAGGCCACAACGAGCUGGAUGUGUUAGGUCGCGGAGUCUUCACCAACGCCAGCGCCCUGCGGCUGCUCGAUUUAUCAUCUAACGCGCUGCGGGCGCUGGGACGCCAUGACCUCGACGGGCUGGGGGCGCUGGAGAGGCUGCUGCUGUUCAAUAACCGCCUGGCGCACUUGGAUGUGCAAGCCUUCCGAGGCCUGGGCGCACUCAGCCGUCUCUACCUGGGUUGCAAUGAACUCUCAUCCUUCUCUUUCGACCACCUACACGGGCUGGGCACCACCCACCUCCGUACUCUGGACCUGUCCUCCAACCGCUUGGGCCACAUCCCUGUGGCCCACCUGGCUGCCCUGCCAGCCUUUCUCAAGAACGGCCUUUACCUGCACAACAACCCCCUGCCCUGUGACUGCCGCCUCUACCACCUGCUGCGGCGCUGGCAACAGCGGGGCCUCAGUGCUGUGAGCGACUUCGCCCGAGAAUACAUGUGCCUGGCCUUCAAGGUGCCUGCGUCCCGAGUGCGCUUCUUUGAGCACAGCCGUAUCUUCCAGAACUGCUCAACUGCCCUGGCUCGGGGCCUAGAGCGGCCCGAAGAGCAGCUGCACGUGCAGAUGGGUCGGUCCCUGACACUGCGCUGCAACACCAGCACCCCAGCUGUCCGCGUUGCCUGGGUGUCGCCGCAGCAUGAGCUGCUUGUGGCACCAGGAUCCCGAGACGGCAGUAUCUCGGUGCUGGCUGACGGCAGCCUGGCCAUCAGCAACGUGCAGCCGCAGCAUGAGGGGGUCUUCGUGUGUCUGGCCAGCGGGCCCCGCCUGCAUCAUAACCAGACGCAUGAGUACAAUGUGAGCGUGCACUUCCCGCACCCUGAGCCUGAGGCUUUCAACACGGGCUUCACCACCCUGCUGGGCUGCGCCGUGGGCCUGGUGCUCGUGCUGCUCUACUUGUUUGCGCCGCCCUGCCCCGGCUGCCGCCGCUGCUACCGCCGCACCUGCCGCUGUCGCUGCUGGCCCCGGGCACCGAGCCCCCUCUGGGAGCUGAGCGCACAGUCCUCGGUGCUCAGCACCACCCCACCGGAUGUGCCCAGCCGCAAGGCCAGUGUCCACAAGCAUGUGGUCUUUCUGGAGCCGGGCAGGAGGAGCCUCAAUGGGCGCGUGCAGCUGGCAGUGGCUGAGGACUUUGAUCUCUACAAUCCCGUGGGCCUGCGGCUCAAAGCUGGCUCUGAGUCGGCCAGCUCCACAGGCUCUGAGGGUCUGGUGAUGACCUAAGCUGCCCUGGGCUCAGGAGCCAGGCCACCAACUGCCCGCUGCUUGCCCUGCUCCCUGCUGCCUCCCGGACAGCUGUCAGAUGCUAGUCGGAAGUGCUGGGCUUGGUCUUCCAGCCUCCUGUGUGGCCUCAGCCUCAACUACAGCAGCCUUACUCAUAAUACAAGGGCCGGGCUCCCCACCCUCUCUACUGCUCCGCUCUAACACAGGCCCAAGGGCGCUAGGGUCUAGCAGGACCUGCUGCUACCUAAAUGUCCCACAAGGACUAGAACUGGGGCCAUCUAGAAGAGCCCUUGCACUAGAGCCCCAGGUACACCCUAGGGGCCAAGGCAGCUAUCAAGCAGUAGUGGUGAAUUGAAGAAUAACCAUCUUCCCCUUCCCAAUGUGACAGGAAGAGAGUGGGCCCACAGGGAAAGAGGAAGAGAGCUCUAAAGAAGACCUAGGCCCCCACCCAGGGUAGAAGGAGGAAGCAUGCACCAACAUCUAACCUGCAUCAAGCUACACAACUCCACACAGUCUGAUGGGCAGACAGAAAGCAGGCAAGGCUCCUCAAGGGACAUCCCCCCCCCCCCCCAGGGGUGCCUGGCCUGAGCCCCAGUCAGAGCAGUCCUGCUAUCUCUGGCCAGCGGCAUCCACAGGCCACUCUGAGAACAGGGCCUCUUCCAUAGGCUCACAAGAUAGCAGUUAAGGCCUGCCCCUCAGCUUUUUAGCAGUAAAAAGCCUGCUGAGCAGGGCCAAGAUGGGAGGGCUGAGCCGGAACUCAGUGUCCCUGGAGGGUAGAAGCCUCUUAAGGGCUGGCACUGGUCUCGGCCUAAUGGCUGAUGCAGUGCCCUGGUCUCAUAUGCAUCUUAUCACCCACAGCAGGGAGGCAGGGAAAAAGGAUCUGAGAACCCCUCUUUGUGAGUGCUGAGCUGGGGGCUCCUACAAGCAUCCUGGAUCCAGUUGUCAUGGAGUUCCUUAAUAAAAGUGGUACAUGCUCAUUUCCGGAGCCUUCGCAAACACAAGUAGUAGUGUGUGUCCUCAGCCUCUGAUCCCAUCCUGUACAGGAUAGCACCCCACCCUUGCCUGUGGCAUAACCACGAGCCAGUGGCUCUGACCAUGGUGCUGGGACAUCCUGUUCUGAUGGGGUCCCUGAUUCUCCUACUCAGAGCCACUGACUGCUGUUGCCACCUAGUUAGGCAAUUUGUACCUCACUACCUCCCCCACCCCUACCACACCUCACCCCACCUCAAACACCUAAUACUGAGGUUCAUUGUAGAGA